This is a messenger RNA of Moneuplotes crassus, 665 nucleotides long. Lineage: Eukaryota; Ciliophora; Spirotrichea; Euplotida; Euplotidae. The record is from the annotation of a GenBank genome assembly.
UUAAAAUAUUAUUAUUAUUAUCCUAAAAUGAAAUACCUAAACACUACAGCAAAGGUUCCCAUCCCUGACAAUGUCACCAUCAAGAUCAAGUCCAGAGUUAUCACCGUCAAGGGACCUAAAGGAGAAGUCGUCAAGGAUAUCAGCCACAUGCCACUCGAUAUCAAGAUCGUAGACUCUGAGAAGGAGGAAGUCAAGAAGGAAGUAUCCAUUACCAGAUGGUUCUCUAAUUAUAGAGGAAGACCUCUCGUCAAGACCUGCGCAGGUGUCUUCAAGAACAUGUUUGCUGGAGUUACCAGAGGAUUCAGAUACAAGAUGAGAUGUGUCACUGCACAUUUCCCAUUAAAAAUCCAAAUUGCUAAAGGAGGAGAGUCUGUUGAAUUCAAGAACUUCUUGGGUGGUGCUCAAGCCAAGGUCGUCGUCAUGAAGCCAGGAGUAACAAUCAAAAUGGGUCCAAAGAUUAAGGAUGAGCUCGUCAUUGAAGGUGUCGAUGUUGACUACGUCUCCCAAACAGCUGCUCUCAUCAACCAGUGUGUCAAUGUUGGAAAUAAAGAUGUUAGAAAAUUCCUUGACGGAAUCUACGUCUCUGAAAAGACCUUCCAAGAUGAAGAUGCUGAAUAAAUAUGGAAAUAUUAAUGCUAAAACUCCAAACUGCUAAUAAUUUCCUC